CAGCUACUAGUCCACGCAAUCAGCAACCAGUCUCCUUCAAGCUGGGACCUUUUUAUUAAUUCAACACGUAAACGUAAUUGUUUAUUUUGAACAUGGGAAAAAAGUGUUUUUCCUUUUAACUUUUCUCACUGGAUGCUUCCUUCUUCGAACAUCCUACUUUCUAUGGGUUGUCUCUCCAGUUUAUGUAGUUGUUUCGAGAAACGACUAAAAAGCGGUGGCGCCGGUGACGGAGACGAAACAGAUGACAAAGGAGAAGACUCUUAUGAUUUGUUCUUUGAGCUCCGUGCUUUGCAAAUUGCUACUAACUUCUUUGCCGACCUUAAUCAGCUUGGUCACGGAGGCUUUGGACCUGUUUACAAGGGACUGAUGCCAAAUGGUCAGGAAAUUGCUGUUAAGAAGUUAUCCGUAGAUUCAAGACAGGGAAUAAAAGAAUUCACUAAUGAGGUGAAACUAUUAUUGAAAAUUCAGCACAAAAAUCUGGUCAUUUUGUUAGGGUGUUGCAUAGAAGGACCUGCAAAGAUGCUUGUGUAUGAGUAUCUGCCAAAUAAAAGCCUUGACCGCUUCCUCUUUGCUGAGGAGAAGUCUCCAUCUUUGGAUUGGACGAAGAGAUUCCAGAUAGUUACUGGUAUUGCAAGAGGUCUUCUCUAUUUGCAUGAAGAGGCCCCUGUUAGAAUCAUACAUAGAGACAUUAAGGCCGGUAAUAUAUUGUUGGACGAGCAAUUAAAUCCAAAGAUCUCAGACUUUGGUCUGGCUAGGCUGUUUCCAGAGGACGGCACUCAUGUAAAUACAUUUAAAAUCUCUGGUACAUAUGGUUAUAUGGCUCCGGAGUAUGCAUUGCAUGGUUAUUUGUCUGUGAAGGCAGAUGUAUUUAGCUUUGGUGUUUUGCUGUUGGAGAUCGUGAGUGGAAGGAAGAAUAGUGAUAAGCGGCUUGGUCCUCAAAAGGCAGACCUCUUAAGCUAUGCAUGGGGACUGUUUCAAGAAAGGAAGACUUUGGAGCUGGUUGAUUCCAGCCUUGAAAACUAUGAUUCUGCUGAAGCAGCAAUGUGUAUUCAGUUAGGAUUACUAUGCUGUCAAUCUACUGUUUCAGAUAGACCUGAUAUGAACUCUGUUAAUCUCACGCUUUCAAGUGAUUCAUUUACUUUACCAAGACCCGGGAAACCUGCAAUUCAAGGCCGUGUAAGCAGAUGGACAACUGAUAGUUCUAGUGCCUGUACCAAAAAUACUACUACUAAUGCUAGUAGUACCUUAACUGGCGUAACAAAUGCCACCAGUACUACUAGGGCUUCCGGUGGCAGUAGUUUUGUUGACGAUUUUUCUAGAAAUUCUAUCUCAUGUUCUUCUAUAAACGAAGGGAGAUGACCUCAUUUUGUAUUGUAAAUUUGUAACGAGUUUGUUAUUUGCCAUUUUUUAAUUUUGUGUUUACCUUAUUGUUUAAAUCACCUUCUGUGGGUGUGUUUACUGUAUGUAAAAUUUAUUCUUAACCUUUUUAUUUAUCACUAUCAGUCUCAGAGCUUCAUUAAA
Lycium ferocissimum is the source of this 1521-nucleotide messenger RNA. RefSeq names its product cysteine-rich receptor-like protein kinase 43. Bases 133 to 1359 code for a protein of 408 amino acids. The transcript has 5 exons. Gene Ontology annotation, biological process: protein phosphorylation. Gene Ontology annotation, molecular function: protein kinase activity; ATP binding. The record is from RefSeq and is a predicted model, not a curated record. NCBI's taxonomy places the organism in Eukaryota, Viridiplantae, Streptophyta, Magnoliopsida, Solanales, Solanaceae.